This is a messenger RNA of Tetrahymena thermophila SB210, 1731 nucleotides long. Its product is annotated as transmembrane protein, putative. NCBI's taxonomy places the organism in Eukaryota, Ciliophora, Oligohymenophorea, Hymenostomatida, Tetrahymenidae. The record is from RefSeq and is a predicted model, not a curated record. The transcript is spliced from 2 exons.
AUGAAAUUAUCAUACUGUUUUUCAUUUAUUAACUCUAAUUUUCAGUUUUUAGAUUUGUAAAUUAUAAUUCCUUAAUAUUUUACUAAUUAGUAAAACAUAAGAUUUUUUUUUAAUUAAAAUAGAAGUUUAAUAUAGAUAGAUUUAGUGAAUAAAGACAUGCUUACGGCGUCGUAAAUUUAAAUGGAUGCUUUCUUUGCAGUUCAUUUUCUUUAUGAUAAAGUCUUAUAUUUUUGCUUCUUAUUUUAGCUUUUGUAUUUCAUAGCUUUCGAUGAUAAAUCAAUUACAUAAUGGAUAAUAUGGUCAGUUAUUGGUACAGCAAUCAUGAUUGAAAAUUUUUUGAACUUUUUAUACAUCUACAAGAGCAUCGAGAUAAAGAGUAAGUCUCUCGCUUACAUUCUAUGCUUAUUUAACUUAGGAGAGAUACCUUUACUUUAAAUUCACAAACAUAAUAGGUUUGAAUGCUUCAUGAAAUACAGAUUAAAUUUAAAAAGAUUAGUUUUUUAUGUAGUCGAAGUGGCUGGAUCUAUCACCCUUGCUUUCUUAUUAGAUCCAAAAUAAUUAAUCAUACCUUUGUUAGCAUAUUUUUACCCUAUUUAGAUGACUUUGGGUUCUUUAUUUUAGCCUAAAAUAUUUAAAAAUAAACAUAUUCUAAAAAGUGCAUGGAUAAAAUUGUUUUUAGAAACUGUUGGAUAAAUAGGACAGUAAGGAUUAGUACUAAUCUAUAUUAUUCAUGAUUCUUAAUCUUUAAUUAAUAUGGUUAUUAUAAAUUUAGGGCUCUCUGUUAUAUUUUUAGCUUUUACAGCUUAGUUUAUUUCUAAGAAUUACAAAGAUUGCUACAUUUAUUUUUUCUAUUUCAUUGUAUUUUUUGGAUAUUUUGUAGAUAUUAGGAUUCCUUGUGUCUUGUAAGCCCGAAUUAUUGAUCACUUAGAAGAAUGGUAAAGAAACUCAAUAGUUUUUCUAUAGCUUACAUAGAUUGUGUAUGUAUUUGUUUAAUUUUUCAUUUAGCACUUUAGAAUAUUUAAAGACGAAAGUAUAUGCUUUUCUAUAUAGGCACUAAUAAUUUUGGCAUUGUCUAUAUUUUAAAUUAUAAUGAAGAUAGUUUCUCUUAUUGAUUAUGUGAUACUAAGCUACUUCAAAGGACCAAAAAUAAUAAGAGUAAAUAGUUUUUAACAAUUGAAAGAACUUACAAAAGAGUACAAAAACAGUGAAAAAAGAUUUAAAAGAUUAAAAUUUCUAAUUAUUCAGUUUGAUAUAUACUACUUAAUUAGAUCCUUAUCUAUUAAAAAAAUAGAUUAGCUUAUUUAAAAAAUUCUACUCUUCUACUUUUAAAAGGCUGAGAUAGUAUCAUUAAAAAAUUAUUUUCAUAGAAUGAAUAUAAGUGAUUCUAAAUUCACAUACUAAGAGGUCCUAUUAUAAGGAUAAUUUGAUUAUGAUUUUAUAUAAAAAAAGAUAGGUUAAUAUGAAAUAUUAGAUGAAAUAAAAACUAUUUAGUUUUACAACAAUUUUGUAUUAAUUCAAAUAUUUAAACUGCUUUUUGAAAAUUUGAUUUUAUAUAAUUAAAACAUUAUCUUUUUUUAAGGAAUAUAAAAAUAAUUACAAUAAAUAUCUUUAGAAAAUGAGUAAUUUCAACUAUAAAUCGUAGCCUAUAAAAAAUAUCUAAGCAGAUAUUUUAAUAUUAAUCCUGUUUAAAUAUUAUAUGAUUUGUACUUAGAUCUUGCUAUUAAUAUAUGA